Hirundo rustica (Barn swallow) is the source of this 2769-nucleotide messenger RNA. Its product is annotated as hydroxyacylglutathione hydrolase-like protein. The record is from RefSeq and is a predicted model, not a curated record. Lineage: Eukaryota; Metazoa; Chordata; Aves; Passeriformes; Hirundinidae. Gene Ontology annotation, molecular function: hydroxyacylglutathione hydrolase activity. The transcript is spliced from 8 exons. Bases 63 to 911 code for a protein of 282 amino acids.
CGGCGCCGGGGACGCGCCGGGGACGCGCCGGGGUCCCGCAGCCCCGCACCCUCCCCGGGGCCAUGAAGGUGAAGGUGAUCUCCGUGCUGGAGGACAACUACAUGUACCUGGUGAUCGAGGAGAGCACCCGCGACGCCGUGGCCGUGGACGCCGCGGUCCCCAAAAGGCUGCUGGAGAUCAUCAGGAAGGAGAACGUGGUGCUCAGGGCCAUCCUCACCACCCACCACCACUGGGACCACGCCAGGGGCAAUGAGGAGCUGGCGCAGCUCUUCCCCGGCCUGCGCGUGUUCGGGGCUGACGAGCGCAUCGGGGCCCUCACGCACAAGGUCACCCACGGCCAGGAGCUCACGUUCGGGGCCAUCAGGGUGAGGUGUCUCUUCACCCCGUGCCACACCUCGGGCCACAUGUGCUACUUCAUGUGGGAGGACGAUUCCCCGGAUGCUCCGGCUCUCUUCUCAGGUGACACCCUGUUCGUGGGGGGCUGCGGGCAGUUCUUCGAGGGCACGGCGGAGCAGAUGCACACCAACCUCACCCAGAUCCUGGGAACCCUGCCCGAGGACACGAAAAUCUUCUGUGGCCACGAAUACACCGUCAGAAACCUCAAAUUCGCCUUGAAGGUGGAGCCAGAGAACGAAGCGGUGAAGGAGAAGCUGGCGUGGGCCAGGCAGCGCGACGACCAGGACCUGCCCACGGUGCCCUCCACGCUGCACGAGGAGUUCCUGUACAACCCCUUCCUGCGGCUCACGGAGGAGCCCGUGCGCAGGUUCACGGGCAGGACGGAGCCCGUGGAGGUGCUGAGGACGCUGCGCUCGCUCAGGGACAGCUUCAAGAAGCCCAAGGAGAGGCCAAACCCCCAGGCCAUGCUGGCCUUCGACUGGGGGCUCCUGGGGCCCCUCCUGGAGAAGAAGUGACGUCCCCGCGGUGCCAGGGCCCGCUCCUGGCCGUGCCCAGCCGGGAUUCGCGCCCAGCUGCGGAUGGGUUUUGUCUUUACCCCGCUUGUGUGAGGCUGCUCUGCUCGGCUGCCCCUCUGGCUCCGUGCCCAGCUCCUGGCACUCCCUGUGGAGCAGCACCUGGAUCCCUCUGGAGAGCCCAGGCUGUGGCCUUGGUGGCAGCUCCCGGAGUUGAUUUCAGGGAUUUUCACCUGUGGACCGUGAACGUCUUUGCUGCCGCUGGAGUUUGGGGCUUUUUCCCUGCGCUACAAACCUGACCAAGCUUUUCCUUUUUUUCUUCCCCUUUUAUGAAGUUAUAGUUUGGAUUUACUUCCCUGCAUGGAAGGGGAGAGGAUUUAUCCAGCAGCAAAACCUCCCUGGCACCAGGGCCAUCAUGCCCUCGGUGCUGGGCCGCUGGCAGAGGGCCAGGACACGGCCUGGAGCAGGGCACACUCCGGGAUCUGGGGUCAGUGCGGGAGCUGCCAGCUGCCCUCCCACGGAAAGGAGCCGAGCAAGGGCAGGGAAAAGCGGGAACGCUCAGGGAUCCCCACGGAGCACCCGGGGGCUGCACGCCAGUCCCAGGGGUUGUGUGGUGGAAUAGGAAUUGUCUGGAACUCCUGGGAGCUCUCCUGACCCUGCCUGUCCCGCUCCGGCCGCCCUGGGCACGGACACUCGGAUCCCCUGGGAAACUGGGAAUGCGCUGGUGGCACCAGCACCCACCCACCUCCAGCCCUGGGCUGACAAACCCCUCACACAGCAGGCUUUGGAUGGGAUUUUCCCCUUUUUCCCUGUUUGUUCCUAGGUCCCACAGGGAUUUGUGGCCCAGUCGCCGCCUUGGGGAGCCCAGGGAGCGUGUGGGGUGUCCAGGUGGGGCCCGGGGUCUGCCCCAGGACGGGAUUUCCCAAGGUGGGGACAGAUUUUAGGCAGCCAAGGACAAAGUGCUGCCAGGCAUCCCUUGCUUUUUGCUUUCCCCCCCCCGCCAAGAUAAAAACUGGGAAAGGCUCGGUGCCAACUCCACGGACAUUGUCCUCAAGAGCCAGGGAGCACCUGGGGCUCCCCAACCUUCACUUGGUGCAAAACCAGGGCUUUUUGGUCAUUUUUAAGUGAGAAAGGAGCAGAGUUCUGUUUGCAGCUGUGGGGAGGCACUUCCCACCGGUGAAGUCAUUCCCUUUAGGGUUUUUGGUUUUGUGGAGAAAAUGAGAGUUUGAUGGCAGCUCCCGGAGUUGAUUUCAGGGAUUUUCACCUCUGGACUGUGAACGUCUUUGUUGCCACUGGAGUCUGGUUUGGGGCUUUUUUCCUGUGCUACAAACCGGACCAAGGUUUUUCCUUUUUUUUCCCCCUUUUAUUAAGUUAUAGUUUUGAUUUCCUUUUAAUUUAUCCAGCUGCAAAAUCUCCCUUGGUACCGUGGCCUGAAUUCCUCAGCUGCCAUGAAAUGCUGGAGUUGUGGAUGUUCCCUGCGUGUUCCUUUGGGAUUUUAUUUGUCCUGGGGGCUCCUGUGGGUUUGAAGCAGCCCUGAGCCUGCUCCACACCUCCAAGCUGGGAGAAAUUCCUGGUGCCAGAACAGGGAUCCUGGGGGUGUGACCAGUUCCUUUAUUAUUUGAUUUCAUUUCCAGCUAAUUUAGCUUCAACUGAUUGUGCAUUUCUGGGCUGACUCCAGGCUGGGGCCUCUCCCUGCCCACAUUUCCCAGGGAUUCAGCCAAAUCCCUGCAUGGAAAAAGGGAAUUCCCUGGAAGCACCGAUUUGCAGCGGGGGGAGCUCGAUGCCUUGGAACACUGUGAGGUCAUUAAUGACCAGCCACGGCUGAGGAAUGGAAAGCUUUGCAUUAAAAACGUGAAAAUCA